UGCGUUUCUGUGCGUCCGGUCUAACUGCUCAGACAGAAGAGAGAGAGGGAUAGACGAAGAUAUUCACUGAUACCGUGUUAAUGCCGCCUUUCUUUUAUCGAUUUUUUUAAAAGUCAAAAUAGACACAUCCGGCAAUCGUCUGGCCCUAUCUAGCGACCCCUCGUCCCCCCUGCCCCGACACCCUAGCACACAGAUAUGAGCGGCAGCGGGCGGCCCAGGACCAGCUCGUUUGCCGAGCCACCAGGCGCUCCCGGAGCCGCUGCAGCCGCCGCCGGAUCGGCCGUUGCUGGUGGGAGUGCCGCAGGAAAGACUGGGGCUUCGCAGGCCUCCGGGAGCAGCUCGUCAGGGUUUGGUAACUUGAAGAUGGGCAGGGACAGCGGCAAGGUGACGACGGUGGUGGCCACACCCGGGCAGGGGCCCGACCGCCCGCAGGAGGUGUCUUACACGGACAUCAAGGUGAUUGGAAACGGCUCCUUUGGCGUGGUGUACCAGGCGCGCCUCAUCGACAGCCAGGAGAUGGUGGCCAUUAAGAAGGUCCUGCAGGACAAGAGGUUCAAGAACCGGGAGCUGCAGAUCAUGCGCAAGCUGGACCACUGCAACAUCGUGAGGCUGCGCUACUUCUUCUACUCGAGUGGGGAGAAGAAGGAUGAGGUCUACCUGAACCUGGUGUUGGACUUCGUCCCAGAGACGGUGUACCGGGUGGCCCGGCACUUCAACAAGGCCAAGACCACCAUCCCCAUCAUCUAUGUCAAGGUCUACAUGUACCAGCUAUUCCGCAGCCUGGCCUAUAUCCAUUCCCAGGGGGUCUGUCACAGAGACAUCAAGCCACAGAACCUGUUGGUGGACCCCGAGACUGCCAUCCUCAAGCUGUGUGAUUUCGGCAGUGCAAAGCAGCUUGUCCGUGGGGAGCCCAAUGUCUCCUACAUCUGCUCGCGGUACUAUCGGGCCCCCGAGCUCAUCUUCGGGGCCACCGACUACACGUCCAACAUCGACAUCUGGUCCGCUGGGUGCGUGCUGGCUGAGCUGCUGCUGGGACAGCCCAUCUUCCCUGGGGACAGCGGAGUGGACCAGCUGGUGGAAAUCAUCAAGGUUUUGGGGACCCCGACAAGGGAACAGAUCCGAGAAAUGAACCCCAACUACACGGAGUUCAAGUUUCCACAGAUCAAAGCACACCCCUGGACGAAGGUGUUCAAGCCGCGAACCCCUCCAGAGGCCAUAGCGCUGUGCUCCCGCCUGCUGGAGUACACGCCGGUGACACGGCUGUCCCCUCUGGAGGCCUGCGCCCACGCUUUUUUUGACGAGCUGCGGCAGCCCAGUGCACGGCUCCCCAGUGGCCGGGAGCUGCCCCUGCUCUUCAACUUCAGCCCCGUGGAGCUCUCCAUCCAGCCCCAGCUGAACUCCACGCUCAUUCCUCCACACGCCCGCGCGCAGACGACACCUCCCUCUCACGAUGAGAAUCUUGCAAACAGUUCCAUGGGAUGAAAGCACAAAGGUGAAACUUGUUCUUAAUCAGAGGGCAGUGUCUCAGACAGUGCAGCCCAGCCCAGCUCAGCACCUGGACCUCUCAGCAACAGCACCUGAACAGCCCUUGUUAUCUGUCUGUCAGUCAAAUCUCCCCUACCCUCCCAUUCCUCCAGAUUUUUCCAAUGUCAUUGGCUCCAAACUGUAGUAAGCAAAUACCACACACGCGCACACAAUACACCGCACACACACAAGCAAACGCACACAUGCAAACAAACGUUCAGCAUCUUUUUGUCCCCUACCCCCCACCACCACCAAACUUGUAACCCCUACCCUUUAAGUGAAAAAAAAACAGUUCUAACACAUAGGUUCAUCGUAGUUAUGCAGUAGGGUAGAGUUUCAGUCAGGUUAGGUCAGGUCAGUAUAAGCUACCUCCAGGCAGACGCCCAGGGAUUUCCGUGCAGUGCGAGGCUGGAGGUCUGCGUCAGCGAUCAGAUCUGCGUCUGCUAGCGGCAGCGGUAACCGAGGGCAUAGCAGGGGCAUCUUCAAGGGGCAUGUUGUCUGUAAUCUCCACUUUUUAAUUUCAUUCAUUUUUUUAAAGAGAAAAUAAAUUUUAUUUAUUUGAAUCUCA
This is a messenger RNA of Paramormyrops kingsleyae, 2092 nucleotides long. RefSeq names its product glycogen synthase kinase 3 alpha b (gene gsk3ab). Lineage: Eukaryota; Metazoa; Chordata; Actinopteri; Osteoglossiformes; Mormyridae. Gene Ontology annotation, cellular component: axon; cytoplasm; cytosol. Gene Ontology annotation, molecular function: protein serine/threonine kinase activity; ATP binding. Gene Ontology annotation, biological process: positive regulation of proteasomal ubiquitin-dependent protein catabolic process; negative regulation of canonical Wnt signaling pathway; regulation of microtubule cytoskeleton organization. The record is from RefSeq and is a predicted model, not a curated record.